GUAUGCGAUGGAUUUUACAUUAACAAGAUGUGGUUUUGCCUCACAAAGAGAUCAAAUCAAGCAUUUUGAAGCCAGAGAUACUAAUACGAGGCACUAGGAUUGGGAUCUGUAGAAUAUGUUUGGGCAGGGAGAUGGUGAUGUCUAACAUUAAAAAUAGUAAAACGCCAAUCUUUGACAUUUGACAGCUUAUCUUCAAAUCCAGUCAAUUAUGGUGUCUCUGUGUAGGUCUUUAUAAAUAAGGGAACUUCGAAAACGUUCACUCUUCGCAGUUGCAUGCUAUGCACCACCAAACAGAGAAUUGAAAGACACAGUGAUGGAGAUUGUGGAAGAUGUGGUGAUCGUUGGUGCUGGGAUUGCUGGGCUCGCCACUGCAGUAGCUUUGAAGAGAGUUGGGAUUCGAGCUUUGAUCUUAGAGAGGUCAGAAACGUUAAGAUCCACUGGUUCAGCCUUAACCCUCUUUCCAAAUGCUUGGCUUGCUCUUGAUGCUCUUGGUGUUUCUCAUAAGCUCACUUCUCUUUAUACUCCUUCCUCAAGGGGGUCUGUAACCACGGUGGCUACUGGAGCUGUUCAGGAGAUCUUCUUCUCUGGAAAUGGAAGCAAAGCUCAGGGACCCAGAUCAGUUCAUCGCAAAGCUUUGUUAGAGGCAUUAGCGCAAGAAUUGCCUGAAGAUUCAAUUCGAUAUUCAUCCAAGUUCACGGCUAUUGAGAAACAAGAAAUUGGAGAUGCUUCCAUUUGUGUACUUCAUUUGGAAGAUGGAUCUACAAUCAAAUCAAAGGUUUUGAUCGGCUGUGAUGGGGUGAACUCGGUGGUGGCCAAUUGGCUAGGACUCUCUGCGCCAAUUCAUUCGGGUCGAGCAGCAGUGCGAGGAUUGUCAGUUUUCCCACAAGGCCAUGGGAUGAAACAAGAAAUCAACCAAUUUGUGGAUGUUGGCAAAAGGGCUGGUUUAAUCCCUUUAAAUGACAAAGAAGUUUACUGGUUUUUAACUUGCCCUGAAGGAGAAAACAUGGCCCGAGAUCCAGAACUGAUACAGAAACAAGUGAUUGAGGAGUAUGCAGAGAAUUUCCCAUCAAAAUACUUAGACGUUGUCCGCCAGGCUGACCUCUCAACAUUGACAUGGGCUCCAUUGAUGUUCAGAACUCCAUGGAAUCUGAUAUUUAGAAAUAUAAGCAAAGGAAAUAUCACAGUGGCUGGUGAUGCAAUGCACCCAAUGACACCUGAUCUAGGCCAAGGUGGGUGCUCAGCUCUGGAGGACGCAGUUGUAUUGGGCAGACACAUUGGGAGUUGUUUUAUCAAGAAUGGAGAUGUUCUUGUUGCAGAGGACAUAGCCAGAGCCAUAGAUGGGUAUGUGAAAGAAAGAAGGUGGCGGGCUGCUUGGCUCAUAACUGGGUCGUAUUUCUCAGGUUGGGUUCAGGAAGGUGGUUCUAAGUGGUGGAUGAGAUUUUUAAGAGAUGUGAUUUUCUAUGGAUUCCUGUUCUCUAAGGUGUUUAAUGCUGCAAGCUAUGAUUGUGGGAUACUGCCUAGCGUUUCUGUUUCUGCCUCUGGUGAUCUGCAAUAUUCCUCCAAUAAAUCAGACUAGACCUUGAAAAUGGGAAUUAUAAAUCCCAGCAUUAUUGUGCUUGUGAACAUUGAGAACCUCUGCUUGAAUCCACACCAAAAAGCACACAAAUGCCUCCAAAAUUUAACAGUGAUCUUAGCUUACGC
Messenger RNA from Manihot esculenta (cassava), 1701 nucleotides. Its product is annotated as monooxygenase 2. Lineage: Eukaryota; Viridiplantae; Streptophyta; Magnoliopsida; Malpighiales; Euphorbiaceae. Gene Ontology annotation, molecular function: FAD binding. Bases 314 to 1576 code for a protein of 420 amino acids. The transcript is spliced from 4 exons. The record is from RefSeq and is a predicted model, not a curated record.